UCUCUUAUUUAGGAACUGAAGUGAAACGUGCUUUAUGAGUAAGAAAAUGAAGGCUACAGUUACAGCAGUUCUUAUCAUCUCCUUUGCUACAUAUUCAGUGGAUGCUCUACUGUGCUAUGUUUGUAGCGAUGCUCUGUUUGCUGCUGAAUGCUAUAAGAAUAUACAGAAUUGCUCAGCGGAGCAAGGUACUUGUCUAGCUUCAGUUUCCACAGAUGGUGGAGUUUCUCUCUAUAUGAAGAUGUGCUCUUCCAGUUUUGCUUGUUCAGUUUUAGCAAAUGCUAAUAUUGAAUAUACAACAACAAGAUGUUGCAGUACUGACCUGUGUAACAACACUUGUGUCUUCAAGAUGAAUUUCUUGCUCCUAGGAGUCAGUGUCAUUUUUAUUCUCCUUACUUGCAUUGUGUAGAAAAAAGAAUCAUUGUCACCAACACAUUUUAAGUGGCACUUAAUGCAUCAUGUCACGUAAAUGUUUUGCAAUCCCAAGAUAAUCUUGCCAUCAGGCAGUGGUAUGCCAGAUUUUACAAACUAUCUACUUAGAGUUAACCUCGACUAGGACUUGUAAAGCUGACGUCUGUUGAGAGGUGGCAUUGGUGAACACAAAGCUAGAAGGCUCUUAUUUUUUUCUUCACCUUGGUACUCCUUGUUUUUCACAGUCUUGUUUGUUGAUAUCUUCACACUCAGACAAUGGUAUUUGGUAAUGUAUUACUUUUGUAUGGCAUUUCACAAAUUUGGAUUGCAAUCUACUUAAAAUUAAGAAAACAUUGAUUACAAAAAGAAAAGACUAAAUGAUUUAUUCAAUGUUACAGAGCAAACUUUGGUCUUUUAUUAUCUAAUAAUUAUUUGAAUACGCGAAA
Molecule: messenger RNA, 854 nt
Organism: Erpetoichthys calabaricus (reedfish)
Lineage: Eukaryota; Metazoa; Chordata; Cladistia; Polypteriformes; Polypteridae
Product: CD59 glycoprotein-like
Exons: 3
Coding region: 35-406 (123 amino acids)
Source: RefSeq, a predicted model, not a curated record